AUGGCAAACGUUGACAUUUUCCUGGGCCUUGCGGAUACGGAGGUAAACAAGGCGGUGUCGUGGCUGGAAGACGCGCCACGCCGGCGCAUGCUGCUUUCGAUAGCCAAUGGCCGCAUUUUCCUAAUGGCCACCGUUCCCUUGGACUGGCCCCCGCUGAUCUUCUUCGUGCACAUGUAUGGUUGGAAGAGGAAGCGGGCCAUGGAUGGAACAUCGGCCAAUGGCUUUGGCUUUGGGUGUCACAAUCCGACCGUCCCCAGCCACCACCGGUGUGAUACGGACCACCUAGACUUUGCCUUUUCCUGCCCUGGGAGUGCUUCGACCCCGCGAGCCAUUGGUCCCACUGGCUCUUGGAACCUGUCCGCCAGGUCUUGGCCUUUGCCACUCCCGCCGCCGCCGAGACGGCUUGUCUUUGGAGCUAUUCUCAGUGCGUCCGUGACUCGGCCAGUUUUUCGAUUUUUACACCCCAGACGGUCAGUGCGUAGCAUUGGAUCUUUUGCUUGCCUACUUUUGUUCUGUCUAACUUACAGAGCCUGCCCCACCUGCCGCGCCUACGGUUGUCACUUGCAUUUGUGCCGUUUCUCCAGCCUUUGGGCUCCAAGACUGUUUGUGGCGUCUCCCACGCCAACGGGACAGUGCACCUUUUCUCUGAACUUUGCCAUUAUGUCGUCCCAGGACGAGCCCAUGUCAGACGCGCGCUUCUAUCAGAUCCGCGAUGCCGCGGAUGGACCGCUUUGGGCUGCUUUGACUAAGGAUCGAUCCUUUGCGUCCGCCAGGCAAAUACUUUCGCACAAUUGGAAGGCGCGAUGGAGUACCAUCCGCCUCGAGAACGACUUAGUCAAGACUCUUUUGGACGCUUUGGCACAACAUCCUCAAGAGCGGGCUCUCUUUGUCCACAACUUGGCCGAAAUGUCCCCAGAGCCUGAGUCAGAGGAGCUUCCUCUCGCUGAAGCACCAAGCAACUCGCGAGGGCAGUCGGCCGACUUUGGUGCCUGCGCGGAGAAAUACUGGCAGCAGCGUAGGUCUUGGCUACUUUCGGCCACCAAAGCUCCGAGAUAUCGCCCUCCUUUUUCGCUUCUGCAGGCUGGCUUCCCUGUUCUGCCGGUUCAGAGCUUCUUACAGGACCUGCCAGUUCGGGAGGGCCAGCGCGCGUUUGGCGAGAAGGGAGCCUUAGUGCACUCUUUGCAUUUGAACAUGGAACACUUUACAUGUCCUUUACUAUACAUCACUUUGAAGGGGCUUCAGCAGCUGGCUUUUUCUUGCCCGCGGGCCGGGCACAUGGACCGCUCUGACGAGGUGGCCUUUCUGCGGGAGGAGGUCUCUCGUCUCAGGCAUCAGGUAGCCAUCCUGCAAGGGGACCUGUCGGGCGCUCAUCUGACUACAGAAGGGCUUCUCACGCGUGUCCUCGCUCUGGAGCAGUCGUCCAGUGGGCACACAGUCCGAUUGUCUGACAUGGAGGCCGACCUCGAGCUCUGCAACACUCGUUUGGCGGAGGUUCAGGCCUCUCUGUGUGCAGUCAUCCAAGGCAUUGGAUCUGUACUUUGCUCCGUGCUCCGACAGUUGGGCAAUCGUGAGAAAGCGAGCGAGGUGAGAGAGCGCAGCGCUAGCUACUGCCUGAACGGGCAGUAUAUUCACUACGUGUGCCGAUCGCAGAAAUGCAUCAGCUUGUCUUCCAUGGAAAGUGAAUACUACAGUGCCGUUGGCAGCUCCUGUCAGGGACUCUUCAUGAAGGCGGUGGUCGAGUUCAUGAGCCGCAGCCCUUGCGAUCUUAUCGUCAAUGUUGACAACCAGUCCUGCAAAGCGUUCUGUUUGCGUCAGGGUGUUACCAAGGCUAGCAAGCAUUUUGAAGGUCGAUUGCUCUGGCUGCAAGAUGCAGUGCAGCAGAAGCGCUUGAUCAUGAAGUAUGUUUCCACGCAUGCAAACCUUGGUGACAUUCACACAAAGCCCCUUUCCCCAGCUCGGCUUCAGAGUUUGCUGUUCCUACAUGACUUUGUGGACAUGCAUGACAGGCCAGUUGGAUCCGAAGAGUGGGAUCGAACAGACGAAUCUCAGGCGGGGUGA
This is a messenger RNA of Symbiodinium natans, 2058 nucleotides long. Lineage: Eukaryota; Dinophyceae; Suessiales; Symbiodiniaceae. The record is from the annotation of a GenBank genome assembly.